Ilex paraguariensis (yerba mate) is the source of this 2423-nucleotide messenger RNA. NCBI's taxonomy places the organism in Eukaryota, Viridiplantae, Streptophyta, Magnoliopsida, Aquifoliales, Aquifoliaceae. The record is from the annotation of a GenBank genome assembly.
AGAGAGAGAGAGAGAGAGAGAGAUGGCUUCUUGUGGUGUCUUCAAAAGUAGCUUCCUUCCAUCUCUACACAUUCAAGAUGGGUACUCUUCUUCCAGCCUUUUAGCUGCUGCCAAACCCAUUCUUCCCAGUAACAAGCGAAAGUUUACUGGGGUCGUAGCUGCUCAGGACAACAAAGCCAGCAAAGAAAACGAUGUCCCAGUCAAGAGAGACGACUCAACAAAAAUCAAUGGACAGGCCACAAGAACGCUGAAUUUUUCAGGAGAGAAGCCAUUUACUCCAAUCUUGGAUACCAUUAACCAUCCAAUUCACAUGAAUAAUCUUUCCGUCGAGGAGCUUGAGAAGUUGGCAGAUGAACUCCGGGAAGAAAUUGUCUAUACCGUCUCUAAGACCGGCGGCCACCUGAGCGCUAGCCUUGGAGUGGCUGAGCUAACUGUCGCACUUCACCAUGUAUUCAACACACCAGAAGACAAGAUCAUUUGGGACGUUGGGCACCAGACAUACCCACAUAAGAUUUUGACGGGUAGGAGGUCGAGAAUGCAUACAAUUCGACAAACUUGUGGUCUAUCAGGCUUCCCCAAGAGGGAUGAGAGUAUACAUGAUGCGUUUGGUGCCGGCCACAGUUCUACCAGCAUCUCUGCUGGCUUAGGGAUGGCUGUUGGAAGAGACUUGUUACGGAAGAACAAUCACGUAAUUUCUGUAAUAGGCGAUGGAGCCAUGACCGCCGGGCAGGCAUACGAAGCAAUGAACAAUGCAGGCUAUCUCGAUUCGAAUCUUAUCAUCAUCUUAAAUGACAACAAACAAGUCUCAUUGCCAACCGCCACUGUCGAUGGCCCAGCUCCUCCAGUCGGAGCUCUAAGCAGAGCCCUAACAAGGUUGCACUCAAGCCGAAAGUUUCGUCAACUUCGUGAAGCGGCAAAAGGUGUGACCAAACAAAUUGGAAGCCAAGCACACGAAAUCGCGGCCAAAGUUGACACGUACGUGAGAGGGAUGGCUGCUGGCCAUGGGGCUUCACUGUUUGAAGAGUUAGGUCUAUACUAUAUUGGUCCAGUGGAUGGUCACAAUGUAGAAGACCUUGUGUAUAUUUUGAAGAAGGUGAAGGCCAUGCCAGCCCCUGGACCUGUUCUCCUCCACAUUAUUACAGAGAAAGGAAGAGGCUAUCCUCCGGCCGAAGCUGCAGCUGAUAAAAUGCAUGGGGUGGUGAAAUUCGAUCCCAGGACGGGAAAACAAAUGAAGACCAAAUCGAAGACACUUUCGUACACCCAAUACUUUGCUGAGUCUUUAAUUGCUGAAGCUGAGAGAGAUGACAAGAUAGUGGCAGUCCAUGCUGCAAUGGGAGGAGGUACAGGACUCAACGCAUUCCAGAAACGCUUCCCCGACCGGUGUUUCGACGUCGGGAUUGCCGAGCAACAUGCCGUCACCUUUUCUGCUGGUCUUGCCACUGAAGGGAUCAAGCCCUUUUGUACCAUUUACUCAUCUUUUCUGCAGCGAGGUUAUGAUCAGGUGGUUCACGAUGUUGAUCUUCAAAAGAUUCCGGUGAGAUUCGCGAUGGACCGGGCCGGGCUAGUUGGUGCAGAUGGACCAACCCAUUGUGGGGCAUUUGACACUACUUACAUGGCCUGUUUGCCUAACAUGGUGGUUAUGGCCCCUUCUUGUGAAAGCGAGCUUAUGCACAUGGUUGCCACAGCCGCAGCCAUUGAUGAUCGGCCUAGUUGCUUUAGGUACCCUAGAGGAAAUGGCAUUGGUUCACUUCUUCCUCCAAACAACAAGGGAAUCCCUCUAGAGGUUGGAAGGGGAAGGGUGCUGAGAGAAGGAAGUAGAGUGGCGAUUUUAGGGUAUGGAACAAUAGUACAGAACUGUCUAGCAUCAGCACAACUUCUUCAAGUGCUUGGAAUUUCAGCAACUGUGGUGGAUGCAAGAUUCUGCAAACCUCUUGAUGGACCUCUAAUUAGAAGGUUAGCUCAAGAACAUGAGGUCCUUAUCACUGUUGAAGAAGGAUCUAUAGGUGGAUUUGGCUCCCAUGUUUCCCAUUUCUUGGGCUUGAAUGGAUUGCUUGAUGGAAACCUUAAGUGGAGGGCUAUGAUGCUACCUGACAGAUACAUAGAUCAUGGAGCUCAAAAGGAUCAGCUUGAAGAGGCUGGGCUAACUCCAAAACAUAUUGCAGCCACUGUUUUGUCGCUAAUUGGAGAAAACAAGGACAGCCUUCACCUUGUUAACCUGUAAUAAUGGAGUUCUUUCCCAAUACUAGAGCUGUAGAAAUUGUAACCCUCCACAGCAAUGCAAGGCCAAAUCUAAAAGCAAUACUUCCUUUCUCCUCUUGUAAAUAGCUAAGGGGGUUCACUAAGGAGUUCUUGUUGAGAGUUUGACUAUGAUAUUGAAAAUAUAUUUUUUAGUAUCAUACUUUUUUCAUCGUAUAAUCCUGAUA